UUCCUUCAAAGCUAAGCAACAAUGGAUUUCAAUUCAAUUAAGCGACAUUUGAUGCUGUUGGUCGUGAUGUUUUCAAUCAUAAGUGUACACAUUGGUAUUGGUUUGGGCGCAAUUCCUCCAGAAGCAAAAUCACACGGUGCCCUUGGUCAAGGAUUUUUCAUCCCUAAACUGAACCUUCUAACUGACGAGCUACACGCCGUAGGAGCGAAAAUUUUUGAUACUGUAUCAGCGGAUUGUACGGUUACAAACGACGUUGGUCGUACUCAGAAAGAUGAUACCUUUUACAGCAACACCGAAUCACUGUACAAAGCAAUCUCUACCAAUUCCAAGGUUGGGGUAAGCCUAAAGGGUCCAUWUACUCUUGGCGUAUCAUUGGCAGCGGUCACCAAUAACAUCGUUUCAGGCAACACUGAGGUAUCCGGAAUCUCACUCGAUCUCAAGACUUACAGUAAGGACCACUCUCUGAAGAAAGAUUGCAUCAACAAACAACCGUUGGAUAAGGAACUUCUAGAAGACUUCGAAGGUCUAGAAAGAGAAAUAGAAAAGCCUUGGUUAUCCAGGUCGUGGAACAGGUACAAGGUAUUCCUGGAAAAGCAUGGAUCUCAUGUGGUGAAGAAAGUAUUGUCCGGUGCCAGCAUCAACCAGUAUGUAUUCGCAAAGUCAUCGGAAAAAUAUACCCAACGUGACUUUACGAUCAAGGCAUGUGUUUCUCUGGGUGGUUUAACAAAUGCAGGUAAMGUUGGKGUAUCAGCAUGUUCUGGRAUCACCAACGAGGAAGCAAAGAAAGCCUCCARUACUUCUAUGGUSAAGAARCUAGUUGUCMGAGGUGGYACCCCGAAAACGCGAGCAGAUUUAACGAAUGAACGUAACAAAGAAACAAUCUCUACAUUCCUUCAAGAAGGAGCAAGGGUUCCAACGCCUAUUACCUAUAACUUUGUUCCAAUAUGGAAUAUUCUUAAGACAAGAUUUAUUGGCACACCAUCAAUGGCAAAAGUGCUGAACCUUGAGCAGUUCUACAAAGGUUACUUACACUUUGGGUGCUCCUUCGAAGAAACGUCUAAUAAACAAGUACUCCAGAAGUUUGUUCUCAGCGAGGAUAGUGAUCCUGACGUACCAACAUACAAAUGUAUGCUGGGUCCAAGUGGCUGCCACUCGGAUUCUGACUGCCAUCACAAGCAUGUCUUUUGGUGCGCUUGCGCCGGCGAGUCGUGUAUUCGCUACAAAGAUUCGAAGCUCAACUCAGGAUCCACUAAAAAGGAGGCUUAUGCUUACACGAGUAGGUCCCCCGGGUGGAAAGGGCAAGGAUGUAAACUUAGAGGUCCUAAAUGCAAGUGUAAAGAACCAAGAAGUAUUUGGGAGGAGAGUUGGUCAGGUGAAGAUGAAAAUGGUCUUCGCGAUGUUCACUCUGCGCUGGCCAUGAAGAGGGGGAUUGUUGGCGCACUCACAGACGAGUGUAAUCAAAAACAGCAAUUUAAAGACACGGAAUAGUCAUUGCUUUUUGCAUGGAUUUUGCUUUAACACAAGUGUAAUUUGGAAGUCGGCAACUCUAAAAUACAAAGCAUCCGAACCCAUGCACGCGUUAGAAAAUAAACAAGCACAUGAAAUAUAU
Messenger RNA from Actinia tenebrosa (Australian red waratah sea anemone), 1609 nucleotides. Its product is annotated as DELTA-alicitoxin-Pse2b-like. The record is from RefSeq and is a predicted model, not a curated record. NCBI's taxonomy places the organism in Eukaryota, Metazoa, Cnidaria, Anthozoa, Actiniaria, Actiniidae.